AUGGAUCAACAGCAGCAGCAGCAGCAGCAGCAAUCACAGCAACCCCAGGCCCAGCCUGGAGGUGUGCCUGGCCCUACCGGCCGCCGUCUGCAUAUCGCCCAUCGCCGUAGCCCUUCGGAGUUGACCCCGUUGAUGAGCAUGUAUGCGAAUCCCGGCAUGGAACAACUGGCCAUUGCGCAGCAAAUCGAGCUGCUGCAACAGCAGCAGCAGCAGCUCCAAGCUACUUAUCAGCACAUGGGCAUGUUGCAGAACGCUCAGGCUCUGGGCCAAGGCGGCUUCAACCCUCUCCAGCAAGCCAUGCCCAACCUUUCGCCGCAGACCGGCUUUCAAUUCCCGAAUCAGCUUCAACAGCAAAAUGUGUCCUUGGCCCCUCCCACACAGCCACUCUCACAUCGCCGUAAUCAGUCGGCUAUUCCCAACAUGGGUAUGGGGGGGCCCCCUCCCGCCCCUUCCGCUGGAGCCUCGGGAUCUGCCUUUGGCAACUUUGAAAACCUCCAACCCGCCCAGAGAGGAGAAAACGCUGGCGGCCGUGGUGGUAGAGGUGGUGGCGCCGGGGGUGGUCAUCAGAGACGUCACUCCCUAGCCCUCGCUGACGCCAAGAAGGCCGCCGAAAUCGCCCAGCAGAAGCGCACCACCUCCGGCUUCCAGUUCCCCGCCCCUGGUGCUUCGGGCUCUGCUGAAAAGACAGAAACCGACGCAAAGGGUGCUAGUGCCGCCCCGGCGCCCGCUCCGGUUGCUGCCCCAGCCGACAGCCAGAUCGCACAAGGUUCCUCCUUCCGUGGCGGUCGCGGCGGCGGUCAUGGCCGCAGCCAGAGCAUGGCUGUCGGCGCCGGUGGUCGUGGAGGACGUGGUGGUGGUAUGAACUUUUCUGGCGACGACCUCCAACGCCGCGGUGGUGGUGCUGGCGGAGGUCACGCCCGCACUGGAUCUCGGAACUUUGAUGGCAACUGGCGCAACCAGAGCCAGAACCAAAAUCAGGGCCAGGACCAGUCUGCCGGCGCCGGUCAGAAUCAGGGGUUCCAGCCGGGCCAUCGCAGCCGCGGGUCCAUCAACCACCAGUCCAUCUCUGGUCUAGGCGCUUUCCAGUAUGCUGGCCAGCCUCAGUUGAUGCAGCUCCCUGGGCAGAUGAUGGUCCCCGGCAUGUUCCCUGGUCAGCAGCUCAACCCUAUGCAGCUCAACCAGCUGCAGGCUCUCCAGAUUGCUCAGAUGAGCGGCCAGCACAUGGCUGGUCUUGGCGCCAGCCAACACGCUCCUCAAAUGGCCGCCCAGCAGCCCCAACAGCAACAGCGCAAGACGCUUUUCACUCCUUACCUCCCCCAGGCUACCCUUCCUGCUCUCCUCGGCGACGGGCAGCUGGUUUCGGGUAUCCUCCGGGUCAACAAGAAGAACCGUAGUGACGCUUAUGUGUCGACUCAGGAUGGUCUGCUCGAUGCCGAUAUCUUUAUUUGCGGCAGCAAGGAUCGCAACCGCGCCCUUGAGGGUGACUUGGUGGCUGUCGAGCUCCUUGAUGUCGACGAGGUGUGGUCUCAGAAGCGCGAGAAGGAGGAGAAGAAGAAGCGCAAGGACAUCACCGACACUCGCUCUGGGUCCACCGCCGGAACAAACCAGGGCAGCACUAAUGAUGACAAUGGCGCCGAAGGUGGCCUCCGCCGCCGUGGCAGUUUGAGACAGCGCCCUACCCAAAAGAAGAAUGACGACGUUGAAGUGGAGGGUCAGAGCCUCCUUCUCGUCGAGGAGGAGGAGAUCAACGACGAGUCCAAGCCUCUUUAUGCCGGCCAUAUUGUUGCUGUCAUUGAGCGUGUGGCUGGUCAGAUGUUCUCCGGCACCCUGGGUCUCCUCCGUCCCAGCAGCCAGGCUACCAAGGAGAAGCAGGAGGCCGAGCGCGCCGCUCGUGAUGGGUCCAACUCUCGCCAUCAUGACAACCGCGCCCAGGAGAAGCCCAAGAUUGUGUGGUUCAAGCCUACUGACAAGCGUGUUCCCUUGAUUGCCAUUCCCACUGAACAGGCUCCUCGUGACUUUGUUGAGAAGCACCAGGACUACGCCGACCAGAUCUUCGUUGCCUGCAUCAAGCGCUGGCCCAUCACCUCGCUCCAUCCUUUCGGUACUUUGGUCGAAAAGCUCGGAAAGAUGGGUGAUCUCAAGGUUGAAACGGAUGCUCUUUUGCGUGACAACAACUUCUCUUCGGAUGAGUUCUCCGAUGCUGUUCUGCGCAGUGUGAACCCUCAGGACUGGACUAUCGCAAAGGAAGAUGAGGCGGCCCUCGGCUCCCGCAGAGACUUCCGUGGCGAGAAGGUCUUCACCCUCGACCUCGAAAGCACUGCCGAGCUUGGAAACGGUGUCCACGUCAAGACACUGCCUGAUGGCAAGGUCGAGAUUGGUGUUCACGUUCCCGAUGUCACUCACUUCGUGAAGCCAGCUUCGCUCGUCGACAGAGAGGCCAAGAAGCGCGGCACCGCCGUUCAGCUCAUGAACCGUUUCUGCGCUCUUCUCCCACCCAGGCUGUCCGGCGAGUACUGUGCCCUGACUCCCGAGGAGGAUCGCUUGACCGUCAGCGUUGUCUUCCACGUCAACCCACACACUGGCGCUGUUGCCGAAGGCGACACCUGGAUUGGAAAGGGCAUUGUCAAGAGCGGCGGCAAGUUGUCGCUGUCUCAGAUUGACGAGGCUCUCUCUAACCAGGCCGGCUUCAGCCACCCCGUUGCUGGCGCCAAGGAUAUCCAGCUUCUCAGCCUCCUUGCCCAGAAGUUCCACGAGGCACGCCUCGGUGCUGGCGGUGAGCCUAUUGCCCCUCUUCGUCUGCUCCAGCAGCUUGACGAUGAGAACAUCCCGGUCAAGCACAAUGUCUUUGAUAGCAGCUUGGCCACCGAGCUCGUUGAAGAGCUCAUGCACAAGACCAACACCUACGUCGCUCAGCGCUUGGCCGCUGCUCUUCCCGAGAAGGCCCUUCUGCGCCGCCACGCCCCUCCCAACUCUCGCCGUCUGCAGACUUUUGUGGAGCGCAUGUCCGCUCUGGGCUAUGAGAUUGACUCGACCAGCAGCGGGUCUCUCCAGAACAGCCUGUUCAGAGUGGACGAUUCUGACAUCAGAAAGGGCAUGGAAACACUGCUCCUGAAGUCGAUGCAACGCGCCAAGUACUUUAUUGCUGGCAAGACUGCCCAGCACCUUUGGUCUCAUUAUGCUCUUAAUGUGCCGCUCUACACUCAUUUCACUGCCCCAACCCGGCGCUACGCCGACAUUUUGGUUCACCGCCAGCUUGAAGCUGUUCUUACCGAGACCGAGUACACCGAAGACUUGGAAAAUCUCAUCAAGACGGUCGAGUCUUGCAACACCAAGAAGGACUCUGCUCAGAAUGCUCAGGAGCAGAGCGUCCACAUCGAGGCCUGCCGUACCAUGGACAAGGUCCGCCAGGAGACCAACGGAGAUCUCAUCAGCGAGGGUAUCGUCGUCUGUGUCUACGAGUCGGCGUUUGAUGUGCUCAUCCCCGACUGGGGCUUCGAGAAGCGCGUCCACUGUGACCAGCUCCCUCUCAAGAAGGCCGAGUUCAGAAAGGAGAAGCGUGUUCUUGAGCUCUACUGGGAGAAGGGUGUCCCCAGCUCGGCUUACGUCCCCGAGGACGAGAGGCCCAGGGCUGGCGGUGCCUCGCAGAGGGUUUCCAACGCCAUGGCCGCUGCCCGCCAGGCCGAGGAGGCUGAACGUGUCAAGAAGGAGCGCGAGGAGGCUGCUCGCAAGCAGACCGAGACUGGCACCAUUGCGCCCGAGUCGGCCGAUGCUCUCUUUGACGAUGAUGAGGACAAUGCUUCUGACAUCACCGAGGCCAUGGCUGGUGCUUCUCUCGCCGAGCGCCCCACUCAGAGCGUGCCCGGCUCGCCUACUCGCUCUUCGUCGACUCUGCACCGCACUCGGUCGGAUUCCAAGGUGCCGGUUACCGAGGCGCCCGAGACUCGCCUUACCAACAAGGAGAAGUAUCUCAAGCUUUUCAAGCUGAGAGAGGAGGGCGGGGAGUACAUCCAGGAUGUUACCGAGAUGACGCGCGUGCCGGUCAUUCUCAAGACGGAUCUCAGCAAGAGCCCACCUUGCUUGACUAUCCGCUCUCUUAACCCUUAUGCUUUGUAA
Messenger RNA from Podospora anserina S mat+, 4113 nucleotides. RefSeq lists its product as uncharacterized. The transcript has 3 exons. Gene Ontology annotation, molecular function: 3'-5'-RNA exonuclease activity; RNA binding. NCBI's taxonomy places the organism in Eukaryota, Fungi, Ascomycota, Sordariomycetes, Sordariales, Podosporaceae. Gene Ontology annotation, cellular component: exosome (RNase complex); P-body. The record is from RefSeq and is a predicted model, not a curated record. Gene Ontology annotation, biological process: mRNA catabolic process. Bases 1 to 4113 code for a protein of 1370 amino acids.